Molecule: messenger RNA, 2448 nt
Organism: Lutzomyia longipalpis
Lineage: Eukaryota; Metazoa; Arthropoda; Insecta; Diptera; Psychodidae
Product: ATP-dependent RNA helicase DHX33-like
Exons: 7
Coding region: 36-2144 (702 amino acids)
Biological process (GO): positive regulation of transcription by RNA polymerase I
Cellular component (GO): intracellular anatomical structure; nucleolus
Molecular function (GO): RNA binding; ATP binding
Source: RefSeq, a predicted model, not a curated record
UCAAAAGUGUAAAUAAAAUUCACGUGUUUGCAAAAAUGAACCCCAAAACAAACUUUUCGGGUAAUUUUUACUGUGGAAAAGGUGAAAAUGGUUACAAAAUAAAUAUAAAUGUGAAAAGAAAAUUGAAACAAGUUCUGGGUGGUGAUGGGGAGAAGAGGUUUCGAGGGGAAAAUGGUCAAGGGCAGAGGAAUCGAAAUACGACGGCUGGACCGACUCUCGAGGAGCAGCGACAAUCUCUGCCCCUUUUCCCUGUCCGGCAGAAGAUAAUUCAGCAAAUCCGGGAGAAUGACACGCUAAUCUUCCUGGGAGAGACCGGGUCCGGAAAGACCACGCAAAUUCCGCAGUAUGUUCAUGAGUGUGGAUUGACAAGGAAUGGAGUGGUGGCUGUUACACAACCAAGACGUAUAGCUGCUAUCUCUGUUGCACAGCGUGUUGCUCAGGAGAAAUCCUGCCAGGUUGGAGAUCUUGUGGGGUAUACGGUACGCUUCGAGGAUUGCACAUCAGAUGCCACGAGAAUUAGGUACAUGACCGAUGGUACCUUGCUGCGGGAAGCUAUAAGAGAUCGACUCCUCUUGGUGUACUCAAUGAUUAUUCUGGAUGAAGCUCACGAGAGAACCGUCAAUACGGAUGUUCUCUUUGGGAUUGUUAAGGAAGCACAAAAGUUGCGGAGAGAAGGGAGAAAACCUCCCUUGAAAAUAAUUAUUAUGAGUGCAACAAUGGAUGUUGAUCACUUCUCAGCUUACUUCAACAACUGCAAGAUCAUCUACCUCGAAGGCAGGACAUUUCCAGUCAAAAUCCGUCACGUUAAGCGCAAUGAACACGACUAUGUGCAAACCUGCCUCAUAACGCUCUUUGACAUUCACCGCAAUGCCCCGCUAGAUCAUGAUAUUCUAAUCUUCCUCACUGGCCAGGAAGAGAUUGACGCAUUGACGGAACAAGCAAAAUCCAUUGCGAAAUCUGCGGAAUUUCAUGAUGCUCCUAUGAAGGUUCUCCCGCUGUAUUCGCAACUUCCGCAGCAUAAGCAAAUGGAAGUAUUCAAACCAGCCCCGCAAGGUGUCCGGAAGGUUAUCUUGGCCACAAAUAUUGCUGAAACUUCCCUCACAAUCAGCGGUAUAAAAUACGUCAUUGACAGUGGGGUGGUGAAGCAGAAAGUCUACAACACCGUGACGGGAAUGGAGACGCUGAAAGUCGUAAAAAUCUCCCAGGCUCAAGCAUGGCAGAGAACGGGUCGUGCUGGACGCGAGUCUGAGGGGUUCUGCUAUCGCGCCUACACUGUGUCAGAAUUCGAAAAGAUGAGCAUCAUGACGACCCCCGAGAUACUUCGAUCGAAUCUCAGCACAACGGUUCUCCAACUCCUAGCGCUUGGGAUUGAUUGCAUGAAUUUUGAUUUUAUGGACAAACCGUCGAGAGAGUCAUUAAAUAGUGCCAUAAAACUUUUAUAUGAAUUGAAAGCCAUCGCUUCGAUUGAGAGGCCAACAUUGACGGAGGCGGGAAGGAAAAUGAGUCAAUUUCCUCUUGAUCCGCGCUUCAGUAAAAUCCUCCUCGAGGCACCCAACUUUGGUUGCCUUUCUGAGAUGAUCAUGAUAAUCGCCGUUCUAUCUGGUGAGAACAUCUUCCAUUCGAGUACCGAGAAAAGGGACCAAAUACUCGUGGCUCAUAGCAAAUUUGUAUCAAAAUUCGGGGAUCAUCUGACAAUUUUAAAUGCUUUCCGGGAAUUUCUCAAUGCGGAAAAUCCCAAAGCGUGGUGCUUUAAGCAUUUCCUCAAUUAUCGCAAUCUAAUGUACGCCAAUGAAGUUAGGAAGCAACUAAUGGAAAUCUGCAAGAGGUGCAAUCUCAAUGAAUCCAGCUGUGGAAAUGAUUUUGAUCAGGUACGACGGUGUCUCCUUGUCGGUCUAUUCGGGAAUAUUGGCGAACUGCAGAAGGAUCAAAUGUACUUGACCCUAACGGGUAGGCAGAAGGCGAAACUCCAUCCCAGCAGUGCUCUAUGCCAUAAACCACUGGCCGAUUAUGUUGUCUACACAGAUCUUGUGGCCACAGAGCGUGCUUACCUCAAAUUUAUCACCAUCAUUGACUCAGAGUGGCUCCAUGAUUUGCCAAAUGCUAGCAAAUUGCGACGGUACUCCACCAGCAAUAAUUUCAGGUAGACUGGGGAGGGCUUUUUCACUAUGCCAACCCCGACUGGGUGCUUGCUGGUGGCUGGUUCAGCGCCUCAGGAAGCCGUCAAAUAGGCGGAAGCGGUAGAGAAAAAAAGUUACGAAAGGUAGGCAGUAUAAUGCCAUUUUUUGACGAGAGGGAAAUCUGAACCAAAAUCUUUACUCCUGCAAAGAGGUGUUCUUGAAAUUUCAAAAAAUUCCAAUCACACACAUCUCGCAUGUCGCUUCUUUGAAAUGCUAGAUGGUUCCGUGGCGCACCAUGUGAAAAAGCAAAGCUCUCGUUGGGAAUUGGGGG